UACGCUCUUGCCUUCGCCUCAAUUCUUCCUCAUUCUCAAUUCUCAUUCUCUCUUUCUAUUUUCUCAUUCUCUCGCUUUCUCUCCCUCUCUCUUUCUCCCUCUUUCUCCCUCUUUCUCCCUCUUUCUCCUCUUUCAACUCUCUCUCUCUCCAUUAGCUCAUUAUUUCCUCUUCAACGCAUUCCGCAGCUUAGUAUUAAUUGACUCACCUGUCAUACGCAGUACAAACUUCAACCCCAUACUAAAUUGCUUCUAUGGACCAGGAUGACUUUGACAAUUUUGAAUUCAUCGACUAUACAACCUCUGGCCCAUGGGAAAGAUUUAUCGUCCAAAUUGAGGACUGCCUAAAGCAAUGGGGUCUAAUCCACAAUAGUUAUGGUGUUUUCAACCCCACUCUCAUGCCAACCACACCUACAAACGAUGUUCUUAACCUAAACAAAGAACUCGCGCUGGCCAUUGAUGGGGAUCAAAAGGAUAUACUACAGCACAAUCCCAAUCUCAAUACGACUACUACUCCUCUUACUGCCACAAUCCUUAAUCCCGAUAUUAGUAGUAAUAACGGUAGCAGCGGUACUAGUGGUAAUAGUGUAUACCAGCACAACGCCAUCGUGACAUUGGAUAGGGACUCUUACGUGUUGUCGUACAGCUAUCACCCUGCUAAAGCUAGAAUGGCUGUUGGUGUAGAACAGAUCGAUCUCGAUUUCCUACCAACCAAAUUGGAAGGCCAUGAACACCAUAUAUUGCAUCGAUGGACAGCCUUGACCCAUAUUCUUAUUCUUGCGCCUGCACCUACCGAUACUGCGGACGGAGACUCGAGCUCAUCAGUUAUUGUUGAUUUGGGAAGUGCCAAACUUCUUCUAUCAUCAUUUGCGAUCGCAUUUCAAAAUACGGGUUGCAACAUCCCUGUCUUUGUACCGACUGGCCACCCGAAAAACAAGACCUACACAGGCCUGUCCAUUCAGCCGCUGCAAUUGAGUACACAGCAACAACAUACUUUUGGCAAUGCUAUCGAGCUUGGAUUAGAAGAUACUCCAGAAGAUCAGGCGAUUGAAGUCAGGUUCAACACCGUGGUGGUAUCAUACCCCCCAGCACAGUACACCAACCUGUCAGGCAUUCUGGAUCUUUUUAUUGAGCGCAUGGGUAUUGAGGAUGAGUAUGCAUCCCAUGACAGUUUUAACGCAGGGAGAGACGGAACAAAUGAUGAUUCCAAUAAUGGCUACAGUCGGGAAGUCAAAGAACAGAUUUAUGUGUCUGGAUUGUUCAGCUAUCAACUCGAGAAUUGGUAUGAUGAUGACUGGCGGCAAUGGACCGAUGCAAGUAUUAAGAACGAUGAAGACAGUGACAAUGCUAGUGGUGACGGUGACGGUGAUGAUGACGAUGGCGAUGGCGAUGGCGAUGAUGAUGAUGAUAACGAAAACGACGAACUGAAGCAAUUGAGUAAAGACAUGAAGCGCUCACCAUUAUCAACAGUAGCAGUAUCGCCAAUAUCAAAGGUCCCAGUUCUCCCGCUUGGACCUAUUCAUGAUCCUCUCAAGACAUUCCAUCUAGUGGCAAGGUUUGCAUCAGCACCUAGUACAGUCUAUUUGGACAGUAAAAACUUUACAGACAUGGAAGCAAGUCAGGCCAAUAUCUGGACUCUGAGAGUACAGCUCAAACGUGAAGACUAUGGGCUGCUGAGUGGAGUCCUUGAGGAAGCAAUAUCAUCGUGGCAGAGAGAUGUCUCUAAUAGUGGUACGGGCUCUUCGGAAAGAAAAGAGCAAGAGUCGGAAAAGGAAAGACACUCUUAUACUUCUUUAUUAAGGAAGGGUGCACAGUUUAUUCAAGGAAACAUCGCAAUGGUAGACGUUACGGAUGUUGAGACAAUAGUCCAGACACUUUGCUCAAAGACGUCAGCAUCAUCAUCAAUGGUAAAUCGGCCUUCAAUUAAGAACCCAAAACACCAAAGGCGGAAAUAUAGAGACGUUAUAGAAGGACAGACGGUACGAAUGGUUUCUGCAGCAGAGUUGGGGCUCCAUUUUCGACACGCUACUACAGUACCAUUUGGAUCGCUUCUAUGGAAAAUGUUGCUGUAUCUUCUAGACGUGAUUUCACCCAAUUCAGAGAUAACUUAUCCAACUUCUUUCAUGGGUUUUUUGAAGGCUGUUUGGACAGAGCUUUUGGUUGAAUUCACAAACCAUUGGGAGGCUCGAGAGAUGAUACCAUUGGUCCAGGUUUAUGGCGAGAAUACAUAUACCUCAAGUAGAUCCGAUUAUAAACCCAACAACGAAGGCGAGACAGCAAUCGAUGACAAACCCCUUGAGUACAAUGGUGAUAAUGAUGAUAAUGCAGCCAACAACAGAACACCUACAAUAGAUUUACGAUUUAACCUGAUACAUCAAAAAUUGUCAAUGAUCAAUUGCUGUAUCGCUCGUGAAAAUGCAGAGCGUCAGCAAGAGUCCACGACGGAAAUCGACACUAAUAUUCUCGUAGAUGAUAUGUCUUCGUUGUUCUCGAAAGCCUCUUCGACACCGGUAUCAGCAAAGUCCACACCAGAUCCAGUUGUUUUUGAACUUUUGGAUACUACAAAUGAAGCAUCCCCAGAAGAUCAAGAGUCAAGGACUAACGUUGAGGAGAUCAAGGAUAACGAUCAGUCUGUUUUAGACAGGCAAACGUCGCCAGAAGAAGACAAUGAUACGAGUGAUAUAAGUAAGGCGGAAGAUCCAUUGAUUGAGGGCCCGGAUGCACUGACAUCAGAACCGACUAGAAGCACGGUGGAUGUACCAGCAGCAAUAGCGCCGACAGGUUCUUUAACUGCUUCACAACUAUAUGAGAAUGAAGUUAAGAGAGAAGGUGUCAUGAGCGCAUUCAAUGACCUGACUCUUUUAGAAACGGGGGCACAGCUCUUUGUUCCAAAACUUCAGGAACCUGGUUAUAUGACAGAAGACAUGAUCAAGCAGCAAGAAGACAUCUUUGAAGGUCUUGGAUCUUCAUCUGAUGCAGCAAAGAUACGAGCCCAGAUGCAGUCUGCCCAACUCAUCUCUGAUAUGAGUGCAUUUAAAGCAGCAAAUCCUGGAUGUGUGCUAGGAGAUUUCAUACGGUGGCAUUCACCCAAAGACUGGAACGAAGGAAAACGACAAAUGAGUGCCCGUAUGGCGGAUUCUGAUAACAUUUGGCAAGAGUUUUGGAAGAAAUCGGAACCUAUCCCUGCAAGCAAACAGAAGCCUUUAUUCGAUCAUCGCCAAGAAGCAGAAAAUGCAUUGUCGUACUUGAGCUCACUCUCUGGUACUGAGAUCUUUUCCCAGCUUCUUCCGACAAUUUUUUUGAUCGCCUAUGAUACUCUUGUUUCACACCCAGCAUCAAGUGUCAGCCCCAAAGUUGCAAAUGUGAUCCAAGAAUUGGCGCAGGAACUGACUGAUCUCGAUUGGUGCAGCCUCAAAUCAUCGGACAAAGACCUUGAUCUCAAACCAAUCCUUGCCAAAUUUAAAGAAGUGGAAUUGGUUAUUGGCCAGUACCUUGCUAUGGUGAGGAAGUUCCCAAGACAACACAGCUUAGUUGAGCGACUAUUAGAAGGAAAUGAGACAGUGGUUGAAGAUGGAUCAGAGCGUGAUUGUGUCUUUAAAGCAUUCAGAUUCAAAGGCAAUAAUAGCCCUGGGCCAUUUCCCGACCCUUUGUGUCGUGAAUUUGUGAUUGAGACGUUCGAUCCUACAUCUUUCCAUAUUGCAUCAACAUCGAUGGAGUAUGUUACGGGAGAAGAACAGCAAGAGCAGCAGUCGGGAGCCAGCUCUGUUGGUCCAAUCUCUGGUGGCGAUCUACCGGGUUGGCAUGCACGACCUCUCCAGCGUCGAAUGUAUGCUUGCUUCAAGAACUUAAAAGUCCGGAUCGUGGAAGCUAUCGCAAAGGAUGGGAUGUUUAUGUAGUCAGAGCUCAUUUUGUAUAUAUAUUUGAGUUUAUAAAUCUUACAAACUAAUAAUGACACUGAUUUACAAAAGC
Lobosporangium transversale is the source of this 3966-nucleotide messenger RNA. RefSeq names its product Rab3 GTPase-activating protein catalytic subunit-domain-containing protein. Gene Ontology annotation, biological process: positive regulation of GTPase activity. Gene Ontology annotation, molecular function: GTPase activator activity. Bases 252 to 3893 code for a protein of 1213 amino acids. The transcript is spliced from 7 exons. NCBI's taxonomy places the organism in Eukaryota, Fungi, Mortierellomycota, Mortierellomycetes, Mortierellales, Mortierellaceae. The record is from RefSeq and is a predicted model, not a curated record.